Molecule: messenger RNA, 2010 nt
Organism: Bombus impatiens (common eastern bumble bee)
Lineage: Eukaryota; Metazoa; Arthropoda; Insecta; Hymenoptera; Apidae
Exons: 4
Coding region: 1499-1915 (138 amino acids)
Source: RefSeq, a predicted model, not a curated record
GAAAAAAAAAGAAAAAUAAACUCGCGUCUGUAAUUCUUACGUUCGUUAACCAUCGUCGUCGGUGAUUUUUUAAGAGUAUCUUUCGAAACUGAUAUUAAGUUCCGCUGUUCCAUUAUAAACGGUUCGACGACAUUUGCUCGCAAUAUCUCGGUUAAUCGAUUUCUUAAUAUUUCUGUACUAUUUUCUUCAGCACUGCUCAUUGAACGCUAAUCAUCGAAAUUACGUACCAACUAAUUAAUUAGGUUCUGGAGUUCAGUCUGCACUGAAUCGUGAGAAUCAGAGUCUCGCGCAUGAGACUCUCGAACGAUGCCUAAGAAAACGUAAGAACAGCAAGAAGGAAGAAGAAGGAGAAGAUUCCUUACGCUCAGACGAGUCUACGAAGAUUUUAAUAUACCAAGAUACAAUGGUGAUAGAAGGUUUGACGGCCAAAAAGAGCGAAGUCUAUUCGAGCGUGCAAAUACAAAUAUCAACUGCAAUUGUAUCUAAAGGUUGCGAAAGCAAUCUAUCCGGCUAUAUUUCUUCGUUUCGACGUCUAUACAUCGAUUUCGUUUUAAGAGAAGCAAUUUCGUCGGAAGUAAACGUCAUAAGCGAAACUUAAAAUUUCAAUGAUCUAAAUAAUCUAAUGGCAAUUUCUCCAAGUACUGUGACGUGAAUUGUGACGAGACAACCACCUUCCUGUAUCGCUUCGAUUUCACGCACGUAAUCUCUUUUCCCGAUCACAAUCUGUAAAUUUCCAAAAACAAACGGUCCACGACCAAACCACGCAUCAUUACUUCAAUCCAAUUUCGAGUAGAAAGAAAAAAAAUGCAAUUGCACGAAUCGAAAGUUAUCGUGCUAUAUCGUAUCUAGAAACGAUGUCCUCGCUCCGCUCGGGCUUCAUUCAUAGAGGUUCAUUCAUGAAUCUUCGUUCUUACUACGUAAGAAAUUUCUACGUCUGAAAAACAGUUUUUCGAUGCUCGCCGGUAGCCAGUUUCGUCGAGGGAUUUCCUGUGAUAUCAUCGUUCGGGGUGGAGACUAAUCCAAUGACGCAAUGAACCAGAGGGUGUAGAAUACAUACGGGGCGGCCGUAACGACGUGGAGGAGGAACACAUCGGUGAUGCUGGUACCAAUAGUGGUGGAUUCAGCUCUGCUUCUCUUGGUGGUACGGAAGAAGAACGUAGAAGAGGGGUGAGUGGUUGCAGUAUAAAUGUGGCCCGCGCAAGCUCCACCAAUCACUCGCCCUCUGACCUCCAAACUCCAAGCUCUCAAGCUCUCGUGGUACCAAACACCCCCUCUUCGUUCAUACGAUCAAGAGACAAGCCAGCACGUCGGCACUGGAACUCGUGCCUCGUGAUCACCGCGUGGUGGUGUCAUUCGAGUAUCAUCGCCGAGGACCGCUCGCUACCAUCGAGGCCAACCCUUAACUUCGACUCCAGCAGAAACUCGAAAUUGUUCGCUUUACGUGGCAGCACGAUUUGCUUAUUCCUUCGACCUGCGAUACCUCUUUAAUCUCACAAACAUGGUAACGGUUGUGGCUUACAUCCAACGAUGCAUGAUCAUUUUUGCCAUCCUACUUUGUUAUUUUCACGUUCGGAGUGAACGUAGUGAAAGCGUGAAUUGCGAAGCAUUUCCGUACCAUCAAAUGUGUAGAGGUUCAAUGUCAAGAAAACGUGCAAUGUUCCCGAUCAUGUAUGGAUUAGGAUGCGAGGGGAGUGAAGGAAACAUAAAUUGCAUCAAGGAAUUUGAAGAAAGACAUCGUAUUCCUUACAUUCCUCUAUCGAAGUCAAAACUGUUGAUUGCUUUGCUUGACGAUGAUCUGCAAAAGGAUAUUACACGAUCUGCUCGCCACAAAUUAAGAAACGAUGAAAUGAAUAAACGAAAGCCAUCUAUAAUAGAGAACUUCUUGUCGGAAUUGGACUCUUCGGACAACUAUUGAAUGAAAUGAUCAGGAAAUACAAAUUUUCUCGACUUGUGCAAACAUUUUUCAUCAUUUAAAAUUUUAGAAAUAUAUAUUUAGUCUUCUUUCUCUUU